UGCAAUGUUUGUUGAUUUGUCUUGCCACACAGUAACACAUGUUGUGACUUGGUCACAGAUUUGUACCAGUUCAUUAUAAUCUCACAAUCUCUGCCAUCCGAACAGCUUUAGCAUUUCAUUGUAGCCUAAUUUCCGUCAGUAAUCUGAUUAGUGGUAUGAGCUGCCGUAAGCCGCAACCUAUUGCCUGGCCUAUUCCAUCAGCCACUGCAGGCUUUGACAGCUUUGGUCCUGCUCCAUGCAAAAAUCUCCACACGUUACGGUGUAGACAGGCCCAGCAUUGUGUCUGGUAUAAAAUUAGCCAUUACUUGUCACUUGAAGCCUUCGAACUCCGCAGUCAUGUUCCGAAAUCCCUGGAUCGCUGGUUAUGCUCGAACCAUGACAUGCUGUGGCCAAGAAGUGGCGAAGGAACAUCCUGUUGGACUUGGAAGAGGAAUAUUAUUUCAGAAAAGGACCCCAAGUUUCCAGAAAGAGUUUUCUCCUGACGCCAAGGACAUUGGAAAGAAAACAAAAACCAUUGACACAAAUCUACUUGCUGUACUUCCUAAAGUUGCAGAACUUCGAAAAAUAUUUGAAGCUGGGCAGAAGUCCUCUGUGGAAAUGAACAGGAAAGAGCGAAUUGCGAGACGUUUGGAAGGGAUUGGAAGUGAGACCCAGCCAGUGCUUCUCCAGAAUUGUCCCGGGUUGGUCACUCAUCGCCUUCUGGAGGAAGAUACUCCCAGAUACACACGAGCUUCCGAUGCUUGUAGUCCACCCUCAGUUCGAAGAUCGGAUAAGGAAGAGUCGAAGCAGCACCUUGCUGAGGACCCCAAUUCGGAAAGGCAGUCGAGACCUCGGUGCCGGGGCGAGGUUAGACACGUGACCACCGAGUCCCCUUGCCCCGUCGGAAUGAACAUCGAAGCGUUGGACGCGAAAGCCGAGCGAAUCGCCAAGUACAAAGCGGAGAGGCGGCGACAGCUGGCCGAGAAGUACGGGAUUUCCCUGGACUCUGAGACAGAUGGGGGCAUCGCGUCCAAGUACCCGAGGGCGAGAAAGGAAAUGGAACAAGUCGGCGAACAAGUGCCGCCGCCUUCGCCAAAGGUUUACGGCGGCGGCGGCUUGGGCUCAAUCAAGUCGCAACCUACCAGGGAUCAGGUGGACGAAGAAGAGGCGGAAGCCCAGUCACCUGGCGGACACGGCGAAAGGCUCUCCUCAGAUGGAAAUGGUUUCAUGGAAAGGGAGAGUCUGCUCAACGAAGAAAAUCGGAAGAAAGCGUUUGAGAUGAGUGCUCAAGGAAGGCAAUUAGAAUUGGCCAAUGUCAAGGACGUGACUCUGUCUGAUGCGCCAUGCUCGCCGAUAUCCACAUGGAGAGUUUCACUUACAUCACCAAAGCAUUUCCCCGAUGUGUUUAAUUCAACCAGCGAGCAGUCCCAAUGCUUGCAGAAUGAACAAGGCAAUACAAUGAAAGUAAAGAAUGAGUGGUAUCUACAGAGAGAUUCCAAUGGCGAGACUCCAUCUCUCAUCAACUGGCCAUCCAGAGUAAAAGUUAGAGAAAGAAAGUUGAAGGAGGAAGGGAUUCGGAGCAGCCCUGAUGUAGUCAAAGAAGUCACUCAAGGAAGACCUCAACAAACGCCAGCUCGUUACAUCUCCCUCGUGCCAGAUCCUCCAACUGUUAACACAGUUAGUAAACCUAGUCCAGUCCACCAGUCGAUCUUUAUUCAGUCGACUGAUCCCCUAGACGGUGCGAAUGUGAUGACGAAAGAGUACAGAGGCAGCAGAAUUGGCAAUCGCGUGCCAGGGAUUAUUAACUUUUCAGCAAGAACUGACGAGGCAGACAUCAUGGGAUUUGGAGGUCCUGCUCGCUGUUCCGAUCCAAAGCUGGACCAGUCUGUUGGCACUCGAGACUUGCUGAAAAGCCGCAAAGCAGUUUUACCGUCCCAAGUUCGCAAGCAAGAAAAGGUUCUUGAAGACGCCGUCGUCGACACCAGAGUUGUACAUUCGCAGAGAUUCCUGGGAAGAAAAGAUGAAAAGACUGCUUUUCAAAAACCUCCUCUUCACAAGCCCGUCAGCAUUGUGCCAGAGCUGUCCGACAAACCAGGAUCUCACCCUCCACCAUUUUCCAAAGACUGGAAUAGACCUCUCGACGCUACACAGAGGGGUGAGAAAGCCAUGUCCAUUCAGAAGUGGUCAGUGUUGAAUUCGCAUGCAACUGUUGAAAGAGGGAUGGCUCGGCUCCGGAGUGUGUCCAUUGAGAAACUCAAUUUGACGGGACUGGGUGUGGAGGUUCCACACAGCGAAGGACAUCAGGGCAUCAAUGCCGACGAACUUGGUGGUGACGCUGGCUCUGUUGACACGAGGGUAUCCGUUGCCAGACUACGGAGUGCCUUUCUGGAGACGGCCAACACCAGCAGAAACCAGGACCUUGAAACUAAUGUUGACUUAAUGACAUCGGGCCUUGAUUUGGCCACCCCCGCUGAUAUGGAGAAGGUUCCUCGUCGACCAAGGCGUUACAUUUCCUAUGGUGAGAAUAGGAAGACCUCUGAGAGGUUUAGAACGCAGCCUAUUACUACAACAGAGCGACAGGAGACAGCUAGGCCAAAUCUUAUUGCACAAAUGGAAACUACUGAAGAUGAAGAGAAAUUAGAUGAUCGAGCCAAAAUGAGCGUGUCUGCAAAGAGGUCGCUUUUCCGUGAAUUGGAAAAAUCAACGAAGGCGAUGGAAACCUCUCUGGCUCCCAAAUCUCGGUCGAGGAAUUCCGCGGUGGAAAGGCGAUUGCGUCGCACGCAAGAUCGUUCUCGGACUCAGCCGGUCACAACUGAAGAGGUUGUCAUUGCAUCCAGCCAACCCACCCCUGUCUCUCCUUUGAUGACUGUUCGCACAGUCAUGGCAAGCACCACUAGUUCCACUGUAGUAAACUCCAUCUCACAGCCGACCAGACUACAAGCAUCAGCACAGGAUACUGCAAGGGAACAGAAGGGGAAUGAAGCCAAGGAAAUGACAGAACAGGGUCAGCAUGAAGAGCCAGACAUCUCCACACUGAGUCUGGCGGAGAAGAUGGCCCUGUUCAAUCGCCUCUCACAGCCCUUGACCAAAGUGAAAUCACCGAGGAAUAGAGGUGACACCAGGCAGAGACGGUCAAACUCCCGAUACCAGACUCAACCAAUUACUCUGGGAGAAGUUGAAGAGGUACAAAAUGGCAAUGGAAUGAUAAGACCCUUGUCGCAGUCUGUUGGAAAGACAAUGACCAGUCAUACUGCUACGGUCUCCACUGCGUGUGCUGGCGACCUCCACAUUGGGAUAUCUUCCGCGACCGAGGACAGUUUGCACAUUACCCACACGUCAACAGCCAAGUCCAUUUUGUCUUCCCACAGUUCAAAUGUGGACAUCUCGAACAGGAGUCGGCUCCCAUCAGAGCUUGUGCACGUAUCCCAGGAAAAAGCAUUCAGCUUCAGCAGGGAACUCGAGGGAGGUGCUGGGGAGGACCACAACAAUGCUGGCGAGCAAGAGAUGCUGCAACCGAGAAGCAAGCGUGAUGGCAGCUUUUCAGAAACCCUGCCUCAUGAGAUCACUGGGGGAAGUACGGAGGCUGAGAAUGGAAACCCAGACGCUCAGAGUGGCGAACAGCUGAUCGCAGAAACCGUGCCACAGUCGGCUGAGAGGAAAGAGACCAUGAAGUCGGGAAGCUUCAAUGUCAGCUGGGAAACUGCAGAAAAGGACUUUGAUGAACAUUUUAAGGAGAAGGAAGUUAUCACAGAAUGUGUGGAGCACGUUUCGGAAACUAAAACAGCCUCGGCGACAACAUUAACGGCUUUGCAAGUCUCCGCCAUAACAUCCUCCAGACACGGUUCAUGUCUGCAGCAAGCCACGCAAUUAGAAAGCCAAGUGCCUUACGAUCAAUCGGAACCGUUUUCCACUGAAGUCAGCCGCAUUGAAAAAAGUGAGGGGAUCUCGGAUUUCACCACCGGGAAAGGAAUGUCCAUAAAAGAAAGGAUGGCUCUGCUGAAGCGAAGUGGAGAGGAGGACUGGAGGAACAGAAUUAACAGGAAGCAGGAGAGCAGCAAGAUGACCAUGAUCAGUCGCUACGCCCAGUAUCAGGAAACGGAGCAAACCUACAUCAAAAAGGAGCAAGGAGAGAUUGCCGAUGACAUCUGCCUUUCUAAUCCGCUUUGGGAACCUGUUUAUUCUUCUACUUAUUCUCCUGUUCUCUCUGCUGUCCAUAACUGUCAGUACAUUGUACAUAGUAAACAGGUCAUUUCUGGUAGUUCCACAGAAGCAAGCCCUCAGCUACAUGACGAACGCCAUCCCUGGAGAUGGAAGAGGGUGACGGGUGAAGUGGAAGCACAAAUGACAAUAGAAGAAAGGAAGCAACUCAUUACGGCGCGGGAGGAAGCCUGGAAGAUCCGGGGCAGAGGAACAUGCAAUGAUUCCACGCAGUUUACUGUGGCUGGAAGGAUGGUAAAGAAAGGCCUGGCAUCACCCACAUUCAUGAGUCCUCUCUCAUCGCCUCUCUCACACAAGAUGAAGAACAGUGCCCCGGUCAUUUCCAAGCCACAAGAAGAAAUUGAGGUCAGACCUGAUUUGCAGUUGGAAAGUGACAGAAAGCUUGAUCAACUGGAGUCAUUCCUUGGUAAACUGCAGAACCGACUGCCGGGCCAUCAGGAUGCUGUCAUAACUGUAACCGGGCAGUCAGUGAAGGAAGUGAUGAGACCCGACGAUGAGGAAACCUUUGCCAGCUUCUACAGGCACGCAAACACCCUUGUCAUUCAGCCAGGAGCUGUGGAGAUUGACGAAGAGGAUCUUGAUGCCAUCUUUGAUCCAGACAUACCAAAGCUGACCUCAGCAGUGGCAGAACACAAGAGGGCCAUGAAACCCACACGCAAAGUGCAGUCUUCACGCAAUCCACUGAAAAUGCUUGCUGCCAGAGAUGACAUUCGGCAAGAAUAUACAGAGCAACGGUUGAACAUUGCAUUUAUGGAAUCGAAGAGAAUGAGAGUAGAAAAAAUGUCAAAAAACUCCAACUUUUCGGAAAUUGCACUGGCUGGGCUGGCAAGCAAAGAGGAUUUCAGCAGCGUCAACCUCCGAAAUGUCAACUCAACGGAACAAGUGUCAAACAACAGUGCCGUGCCAUACAAAAAGCUGAUGUUGCUGCAAAUCAAAGGUCGCAGGCACAUCCAAACCAGAUUAGUGGAACCGAGAGCAUCUUCGUUGAAUAGCGGAGACUGUUUCUUGCUGUUAUCUCCUCAGCACUGCUUCCUGUGGACCGGGGAAUUCACCAACGUGAUCGAGAAAGCUAAGGCAUCAGAGCUGGCAUCGUUUAUUCAGACGAAGAGGGAUCUUGGCUGCAGAGCACCGUACGUAGCUACAAUAGAAGAAGGAAUUAACUCCCACACCAAAACGGCCAAAGAUUUCUGGAGACUCGUGGGUGGUCAGUCAAGCUACCAAGGUGCAGGAAAUCCCGAUGAGGAUGAAAUGUAUGAAAGUGCCAUCGUAGAAACCAACUGCAUUUAUCGUCUGGUAGAUGAUAAACUUGUCCCCGAUGAUGACUUCUGGGGAAAGAUACCACGCUGUUCUUUGCUUAAUUCAAAAGAUGUGCUGGUGUUCGACUUUGGCAGUGAGGUGUACGUGUGGCACGGGAAGGAAGUCACACUGGCUCAACGGAAAGUGGCGUUCCAGCUGGCAAAGCAUUUGUGGAAUGGAACUUUUGACUACACAAACUGUGACAUCAACCCUCUGGAUCCAGGCGAAUGUAAUCCUCUGAUACCAAGGAAAGGUCAAGGGCGUCCCGAUUGGGCUAUUUUUGGCAGGUUGACUGAGCACAACGAAACGAUUUUGUUUAAGGAAAAAUUCCUGGAUUGGCUCGAUUCCAAGAAGCUCUCGCUAAAAGCUGCCGUGGAAGACGAACAGAAGCUGGAGCAUGGGAUUGACCUGAAGCCGUACGAUGUUACCUUGAUGAUACCUCUGUCACCAGCCCCAGUUGGAACAGCUCUGGAUGGGCUGAACAUUGGCCGUGGGCAUGGAAUCGUCGAGGGAGAAGAUGGAAGGCAGUUUGAGAUCACUAAUCUCUCGGUUGAUGUGUGGCACAUACUUGAAUUUGACUACAGUCGAUUACCGAAACAGAGCAUUGGACAGUUUCACGAAGGGGAUACGUAUGUGGUCAAAUCAAAGUACUUGGUGAGCACCACAGUUGGCAAGAGGCAGAAAUCCGAGCUAGUUCGAAAUACUGCAGUCGGGAAGGAGAAAUGUGCGUACUUCUUCUGGCAAGGCCGCCACUCCACUGUCAAUGAGAAAGGGACCUCUGCACUGAUGACUGUAGAGCUGGAUGAAGAACGAGGAGCGCAGGUGCAAGUUCUUCAGGGGAAGGAACCACCCUGUUUCUUGCAGCUGUUUCGGGGAGGAAUGAUUGUGCACGCUGGAAAAAGAGAGGAGGAGGAAGAAAGCUUGCAAAGUGACUGGCGGUUGUACUGUGUGCGCGGAGAGCUUCCACUGGAAGGGGUCCUGAUUGAGGUCGCUUGCCAUUGUAGCAGCCUCAGAUCCAGGAUCUCAAUGAUCCUGCUCAACGUCACCAAGGCAAUCAUCUAUCUAUGGCAUGGCUGCAAAGCACAGCCACACACAAGAGAAGUAGGAAGGACGGAAGCAAGCAAAAUCAAAGAAUUAUGUCCACUGGAGACGGGCCUGCACAGUAGUAGCAACGUCACCAUACAUGAAUGUGAAGAAGGGUCUGAAGCUGUGGCUUUCUUUGAAGCGUUGGGACGGAGAGAUCGUAAAGCCUACGACUGCAUGUUGCAAGAUCCUGGAAAAUUCAACUUCACUCCUCGACUCUUUCUCCUCUGUAGCUCAUCUGGAGAAUUCAUUGCCACCGAGUACUUGUAUCCUGCAAGAAAUCCUGAUAUGGUGAAUUCAAUGCCAUUUUUGCAAGAAGAUCUGUACACGGCUCCACAGCCAGCUUUAUUCCUGGUGGACAAUCACCAUGAGGUAUACCUCUGGCAGGGCUGGUGGCCGACGGAAAAUGAAAUAACAGGCUCUGCCCGCAUCCGCUGGGAUACAGAUCGGAAAUGUGCCAUGGAGACAGUGUUACAAUACUGCAAAGUAAAGAACCCAAAGAAACCACCAAAGUCCUACCUGAUCCACGCGGGUUUUGAGCCACUGACGUUUACGAACAUGUUUCCCAGCUGGGAGCACAGGGAAGAUGUGGCAGAGAUCACCGAAAAGGAAGCUGAUGCCUGCAAUAAAAUAAUUUUGGUGGAGGAUGUAUUGCACAAGCUGUGCCAGACACAGUACCCGCUGGAGGAACUUCAAGCCCGGCCCCUGCCAGAGGGAGUUGAUCCAUUGAAGCUUGAAAUUUACCUGACGGAUGAAGACUUUGAGACCGCGCUGGAAAUGACAAGAGAGGAAUUCAGUGACCUGCCCUCCUGGAAACAAGUUAAGCUGAAGAAAGCAAAAGGACUGUUUUGAGCAAUUUGUCGAACGGGACAUUUUUUAAAAAUUUUGAAAGAACAAAAAAAAAACUUGCUUAACGCUAGAGCUUUUUGCAGAAGAUCACGUCAACAUCCGUGAUCUGAUCAGUGGAACAUGGAAUUACAAAUAAAUUGCACAUUCAGGGCAGUGAUGCCUUUGUUGUGGGUGGGAGGGGGGGGGGGAAAUCUUGUCAGUUUUUUUUGCAUGUUACGGGAAGCUCUCUGGGUUUUAACAGUAUUGGCAUAAUAAAAUAGUGCUGUCAUAUGCGUUGGACUUCCGAAUGCACUUAAGAGCGACAGUUGCUAUUCAACAAUAUCCUGCCUAUCUAUGUAUCUUGAAGGCGAUAUAUUUUGUAAAGUGUUACUUUGUGUGUAGCAGAUAGUAAAUCAUAAAGAGUUUAUAUUUAUAUAAUAAUACAAUACGAAAAGUGACUAUGGUUUAAUGAUGAAAUAUUUAAAUUGUUAAUGACAUUAUAUUCACUUUAGACGACCUUAGCAUUAACCAGAAAUUACAAUAGAUCAUUGAAGCAAGCUGCUUGUACUGAGAUUAAAACAGCACAACAAGUAGUUUUCUUUGCAUUCUGAUAAUCAUACAGUUGUCUACAGGCACCGAAACGUGCCAUCAGUACUGUUCAGUGCUGCAAUUGAACAAUAUGUAUUUAUGGUAUGAAUUAAUGGAAAAACUGCGCAAAUCAAGUAACUUUUUAUGUGAAUCUACAAAAAAUGUAUAGUGCCUUGUUUUUGUGUACAGUUUCUACUCCUUAGCAGAUGUCUGAAUUUUGAUGGAAGCAGCAGUUCAGAAAGAAAAGGCCUCAUUCAGUGAACUUGUAAUCUGGGGGAUGUAAGAGUCUCUGUUUAUAAUACGCAUCGGCCGAACAAACCUUUUUUUUUGGUGAUACAAUUUAGAGAAAUAAAAGUUGACGAUUGGAUUUUUA
Amblyraja radiata (thorny skate) is the source of this 8365-nucleotide messenger RNA. It is a transcript of the gene svila, whose product is annotated as supervillin a. Bases 337 to 7428 code for a protein of 2363 amino acids. Gene Ontology annotation, molecular function: phosphatidylinositol-4,5-bisphosphate binding; actin filament binding. Gene Ontology annotation, cellular component: cytoplasm; actin cytoskeleton. The record is from RefSeq and is a predicted model, not a curated record. Lineage: Eukaryota; Metazoa; Chordata; Chondrichthyes; Rajiformes; Rajidae. Gene Ontology annotation, biological process: actin filament severing; barbed-end actin filament capping; actin polymerization or depolymerization. The transcript is spliced from 41 exons.